AUGAGUUCCGAGCUGCAACUGGUUCAGAAGGUGUGGGAGCGCAUUCGCGCCAACAGCCCCAUCUAUGAAUUCCUGUUGAGCGAAGUCGACAUCUACGAGGCUGAGCCUGCAGUGGUGCGGGCGCGCUUGUUGGUCACCCCCCGUCAACUCAACUCCAAGGGUACCCUUCACGGUGCUUUUUCAGCCACUGUGACCGACUGGGCAGGUGGUCUGGCGAUAGCAUCCUGUGGGCAUGAGGCGACGGGCGUCAGUACGGAUAUCCACGUCAACUAUUUGUCGACGGCCACGGCGGGUGACUGGCUGGAGAUUGAGAGUCGGGCCAACAAGGUCGGGAAAUCGUUGGCUUUUACGACUGUGACCAUUUCGAAGAAGACUGACUCAGGGUUGACGAUUGUCGCCCAGGGAUCUCACACCAAGUAUGUUCGGGCACGAUGA
Penicillium diatomitis is the source of this 435-nucleotide messenger RNA. RefSeq names its product PaaI family thioesterase. The record is from RefSeq and is a predicted model, not a curated record. The coding region runs from base 1 to 435 and encodes 144 amino acids. The transcript has a single exon. NCBI's taxonomy places the organism in Eukaryota, Fungi, Ascomycota, Eurotiomycetes, Eurotiales, Aspergillaceae. Gene Ontology annotation, molecular function: fatty acyl-CoA hydrolase activity.